AUGGCAGCCGGGGGGACGAUGGAGGAGGUGGAGCAGCUGCUGGCAGAGGCUGAGCGCAUGGAGCACGAGGGAAAGAUGGGAGGAGAGGAAGAGGAGGAGGAAGAGGAGGAGGAAGAGGAGGAGGAAGAGGAGGAGGAGGCUGAAGAGGAAGCGGAAGAAGAAGAGGAAGAAUUCGAAGACGACUUUGAGAGCGUGUCGGACAGCGACAGAGGAUCGCAGCAUGACAUGCAUGAGGGUCUUGCGUUCCAUCAAAUAUCGUCGAACCGAGACCAAUAUGACUAUGAUGAGGAGUUUGAAUCAGACACAGAGGAGAAGCAACAAGAGAAAGCAUAUCAGCCCUUGGUCGUUGAUGAGAAGUUUCAUAAGUUGGACGAUACAGAGAAACGGCAUGUGGUCAUGGAGCAAUUGCGGAUGAUUCAGUCAACAUGGAUGGUGGAGGGAUCCAUGCAGAAGAAGAUCUACAAGGUUGCAGUCCACCAGAUGGCACUAUCAUUGGUGGAGGAUGUGCUGCAGGGGGUCUUCGAUAUCUUUGAAAGAGCAUCAAUCGAGAAUGAAACUAUGGAGUCAACCAGAGCUGGGCAGAACGCAAGGUUUCAACAGUUGAGAGAUGCUGAGAUACGAGUCUUGGAGACCAGAAAGCAAGCCCUGGAAGUUGAGAAGAAGAAGGAGGAGGAUUGGAGGAGGGUCAAUGAGAAGUAUCGAGAGCGAGCCAGAGAGAUGGCGAGGCUGCACAAACAAGCGAUCAAGGCCAGGGAGGAGGACAUAGCAAGUUACAUCGAGAAGAGUAAAGUGACGAACGUGCAGGAGAAGGAAGCUGAGGUGGUCAAGGUCCGCAAGAACGUACAGGAAAUCAAAGAAAAGACUGUGAAGAAGAGGAGCGAGCUUCUCGAGCUCAUCACCACCAAGAAAGAAGAGGCCGAGUCUGCAUCGGUCUUGAUGCAGGAAGAAGUUCAGAGCAGAGAAGCAUACCGCACCUUUCAGCAGGACGUUGCGGUGAAGCACAUGGAGAAAUUUCUGAGGCAACGAGAGGAGGGGAAGAAGCAGCAAAAGCAACAAUUCCGCAAAGCCUUGCAAACAAUCCAACUGGUUGAUAAGGAGAUUGAAAAGGCUGUGCGACGGAACAAGCAUGCAAACAGCGAUGUUCAGUUGAAGCACAGAAGGGAUCAGAGUCAGAAGCUGAAGAAGAUCAAAAGGCGGAUGGGAAGUUCCGACUCAAGUCAGACGAGCAAACAUCUGCAGAUGUCUCUGAACUCCUACUUCAACUCAUCUGUGAAGGAGGUGCAUUUCCCCGAGAUCAACAGCACCUCCUCCUCCGAGGAGGGGAACCAGAGCCUCGCUGAAUACCUUGAGAGGAGCUACACAAAGCUGGUGAACGGGGGGAGCAAGGGCGUGAAGGCUCGUGAUCUGUUCGAGACGCUCUUGAGCUUCGACAAGGCUGUGUCGAAGGAGAACUUGAAGUCCCUGGUGAUCGACCUCAGCAACGGUCUCUGGCGCGUCCUGGAUGACGAAAGUUUCGUUUCUGUGGGGGUUCGGGUGAUGAGAAUUCUGAGGAAAGGAAGCAAGGGAGGGGCAAGGGAGGAGCAGGAGCAGAGCUGCACGCAGAGAUCGGAGGGAGACUUCAAAUUCCCCAAGCCCGAGCUCGAGGCCCACCUGCAGGAGACGUGCAAGACGCAGGAAGGAGAGGCGAUCGAGCUGGAGCAGCUGGCGCAGGAGGCGUCGGAGAUCAAGAAGAGGAGGAGCAGGAAGAAAGCUGAGGUCAACGUGUCUGUCUCCGAGAGGAGCAACGUGAGACAGGCAGUGGAGCCGCAACCUGUCUCUGAGAUGGGGUUCGGAGCGGUGGGAUCGCAUUCAACAGUCUCUCAGGUUCAGGAGGAGGCGGCAGCCAGCGAGGCAGCCACACGGGAGGAGGCUGAGGAGUCGAGGAGCACAGAUGCCCCUCCGUUGUCCCUGCCCCCAGUGCGGCAAGCUCCCGUCCUCCCUUCUAAGGAACCUCUCAGUGUCAUUGGCACAGGCGGGGAGGAGGAGGUGAAGCAGGAGACAGUCCCCCCGAUCUCCAAGUUUACAUUCAAACCGAAGGCAACGAAGCUGAGGCCGUUUUAG
Messenger RNA from Guillardia theta CCMP2712, 2100 nucleotides. RefSeq lists its product as hypothetical. The coding region runs from base 1 to 2100 and encodes 699 amino acids. NCBI's taxonomy places the organism in Eukaryota, Cryptophyceae, Pyrenomonadales, Geminigeraceae. The transcript has 3 exons. The record is from RefSeq and is a predicted model, not a curated record.